Molecule: messenger RNA, 339 nt
Organism: Histoplasma mississippiense
Lineage: Eukaryota; Fungi; Ascomycota; Eurotiomycetes; Onygenales; Ajellomycetaceae
Exons: 4
Coding region: 1-339 (112 amino acids)
Biological process (GO): response to oxidative stress
Source: RefSeq, a predicted model, not a curated record
AUGAGGCGUCCGCCCCGGAUAUUCGAAUUGCACAAGUCUCCUCUUCGAGACAACUCCUAUUUCGAGCUGAUUGAAUCGCCUGAGAUCCAAAACAUGUAUUCCCUCAAUCUCCCCGUCUCUGCUAUCCGCACAAAGAUCCGCCAGGAGUUUGAACGUCAUCGAUACGUGAACCAAUUACCAGUUGUGGAUGUAUUGGUAGCCAAGAGCAAUUCUGAGUACCAGGAAACACUCAACUAUUGGAAGCAACUCUCACAUGUGAUGAAAUACUUCCGCGUCGAAGAAGGCCCCACUGUAAAGCUGCCGAAGAACUUUAUGUCUGGCUUCCUGGAGAUUACUUAA